Boleophthalmus pectinirostris (great blue-spotted mudskipper) is the source of this 1269-nucleotide messenger RNA. Its product is annotated as gremlin-2. The record is from RefSeq and is a predicted model, not a curated record. Gene Ontology annotation, biological process: animal organ morphogenesis. Gene Ontology annotation, molecular function: BMP binding; receptor ligand activity. The transcript has 2 exons. NCBI's taxonomy places the organism in Eukaryota, Metazoa, Chordata, Actinopteri, Gobiiformes, Gobiidae. The coding region runs from base 260 to 805 and encodes 181 amino acids.
GCGAGCUCCAAACACUACAGACAGCGCCAAUGGGUUCAAUCUGAUUCCACUCUAGAGCAUCAAGAUACAGGAGAGAACAGGGAAGAGUCGGGACACUGGUUUUAAGGAGCUGGAGCACCAAGGAGGAAGGAUACUAAGGAUACUACAGAUUAUGUUGCCAUGGAAACCACAACCUGGAAGCGGACGCAAGGACCAGUGAAGGUGGACGGUCAUCCAUAAGCGCAUCCUCGAGACGCAUCUGUCAUACUCAACUGGGAGAAUGCUGUGGAGAAUCACUCUUCCUGUCCUGCUAGCGGGGGUCCUCUGCAUCUCCGCGGAGACCAGAAAGCCCCGCCCACAAGGCUCUAUUCCCUCCCCCUACAAGAGCAAAGGAAACCUGUCAUCAGAGCGCCAUCGCCUGCUGCAGAAGAAGCCUGAGGUGCUGUCCUCCAGCAGAGAGGCCCUGGUGGUGACUGAGAGGAGGUACCUGCGCAGGGACUGGUGUAAGACCCAGCCCCUGAGGCAGACCAUCAGUGAGGAGGGCUGUCUGAGCCGCACUGUGGUCAACCGCUUCUGCUACGGCCAGUGCAACUCCUUCUACAUUCCUCGCCACAUGGGCCCCAGCUCAGGCUCUGGGAGGAAACAGCACACCAAACUACAGGAGCCCUUCCAGUCCUGCUCCUUCUGUAGACCGCAGCGCAUCACACAGCUCACAGUGCAGCUGGACUGUCCCGGUCUACAGCCGCCUUUCAGACAUCGUAAGGUGCAGAGGGUCAAGCAGUGUCGCUGUAUGUCUGUGGAGGUGAGCGGCCAUGGUAAACUCUGAGAGACGCACUAUGACUGUGCAUCUGUGCAAUGGACACAAACUCGCCCAUAGACUCUUGGGUGAACUGUGCUGCACGCUGCCCCCUCAUCACAAACUGUUUAUGAAGAUGAGCUUCCGCACUUGUAAGCUAAAGCCAUAAUGGUUUUCAGAGGUUCAUUUGAACUUUAAAGUGUGACAUUAUUUACAGUUGUCAUGAGAUUAAAACAUGCAAAAACCCAAUGUCACCUUUGUUUUGAAGACUUUUGCCAUUGUUUUCGUUUGUUUACAUACUUUAAAUUUAUGCCAAUUCACAGCAAAUGAUGUUUUUGGAAUAAUAAAAUAAUAUCUUUAAUUAAUGUCGAAGUAAUAAAUCCUGUGCUGACAUUUGUCUGCUGCCUGCCGCUGGUGAUAAUGUAAAAAGCCUAUAAGGCAAUGUGUGGAGGAGGUGCAAUGGCAUAUAGUGUAUACAGUACAAAUAUUUGAUA